AUGUCACGGUCACCUCCAGAGUGUCUUGUCCUGUCUUGUGGUGGGUUAAAGAGAGCAGCGUUAUGUACCAGCUUGGACCCAGGUCUCCGCUUACAGUAUCCAUCAUCCAAGUUCCUCGCUGUGGGUUCGAUAGACCCACCCUCUGACGAGCCCUGUCCUCUGCGCUCAAACGCCAUCGACACCCUUACCCAGAGCUCAAAUGCCUCGUACAUUCUUGUACCGUACACGCCCUCCUCCACUUGCUCUUUGCUGAUGUUCUUGACCUUUUUGACUCUUUCAUCGAUCAAACUUGUCGAGUCCCGCUUCGUGACUAUAGACUAG
Molecule: messenger RNA, 321 nt
Organism: Fusarium poae
Lineage: Eukaryota; Fungi; Ascomycota; Sordariomycetes; Hypocreales; Nectriaceae
Exons: 1
Coding region: 1-321 (106 amino acids)
Source: RefSeq, a predicted model, not a curated record